Molecule: messenger RNA, 784 nt
Organism: Juglans regia (Persian walnut)
Lineage: Eukaryota; Viridiplantae; Streptophyta; Magnoliopsida; Fagales; Juglandaceae
Product: F-box/kelch-repeat protein At3g06240-like
Exons: 1
Coding region: 66-617 (183 amino acids)
Molecular function (GO): protein binding
Source: RefSeq, a predicted model, not a curated record
UUGCGCAUUCCACGCGAAAACAUUUAAAAAGUGCAACACGAAAACAUUUUGGGUCAAUUGAUUUUAUGAAAGAAGCGAUGUCUAGGAAGUUUCUACCUGAAGAAGUCGUCGUAGAAAUCCUCUUGCGAUUGCCGGUCAAAUCUCUGGUACGAUUCAGGUGCGUGUCUAAACGAUGGCUCUCACUAAUUUCGGAUCCCCGAUUUGCUAAAUCGCAGUUCAAGCGAGCAGCUGACCACAUCCAACGACUGCUUUUUCCAACCCCUUUCGGACUUGGAUCCCUAGAAGUCGAUGCACCAUUUGGGGACAGUUCCUCUGUUAGAGAACUGUUCGUCCCUUUUAUGGAACCGGGUUUUCGUCUUAACUUGCUAGGUUCUUGUGAGGGUCUGGUUUUUGCGUCUCACUAUGACCUUGAGGAUUUCUAUAUUUGGAAUCCAUCGACCGGAGAGCACCGAAAAUUGCCUGACCCUGGGAUUUCUCCCCAUCCUGACAACGAAUACAUGUAUGGCUUUGGAUAUGAUUCAUCCGCAGAUGACUAUAAGGUUAUAGUUAUAGUAACCUUUCCUCCCGCUGCGUCACUCUCCCGGAUAUGUAGGCAAGAUUCUCUCCCUAAAGAAUAACUCUUGGAAAAGUAUUAAAAAACCCGAUGAUGUAUGUAGCAGUUACAGGUCAGAAGGGGCGCUUUGUGGUGGGGCUGUCCAUUGGUUAGUAAGUCUCCGACCGGGGGCCAAAAUAGCAAUCCUUGCGUUUGAUUUAGCUGAGGAGAAAUUCCGUCAGGUGCCCAUGC